AAACAUCAUAUAAAAGUAGAAACAGUUCAACUGUAAUAUACGUAUAACAGCAAGUUAUAUCCUCAAUACGUUUAUAGAAAUUGAUUGAAUUGAAUGUAAAAACGUAUAUUCAAAUCAUUGCUAUAUUUACACUAAACAGUGUGGGGUUAGGUACUCAUUUUGGGUGAUGUACUACAAUAUUUAGGAAAAUAUCUGGUGGAUAUAGCCUUUAAAAACCUGCAAUUUAAGGUUUUAUAAGUAUAAAAUAAGAAAAUGGCAAAGUCGUUGCGCAGUAAAUGGAAGAGGAAAUGUAGAGCAGUUAAAAGAGAACGUUAUGGAGCAAAAGAAUUAGAUAGAUUAAAAAAAACAUUAGGCAUCACAGAAAAUGGUUCACAAGAUACCGAAAUGGGGGAUAUAUUAGAAAUUGCCACAGUCGUCGAUGCAAAGUCUUUAAAAGACAAUGCAAAGACAAAAGAUACGGAAGAAGGUGAUGUGGAUAAAAUGGAUGUGGACAAAGAAGUCAAGGUAUAUAACAAAAAAACAAUGCUUGACCAACAUGGAAAUUACCCAGUAUGGUUGAAUAGGAGAAAAAUUGCCAAGUUGAAGAAGGGCAGAGCGAAAGCAGAGAAAGGUGGUAGGAAAUCAAAGAAAAGGCUAACUAGGAGACAGAAGAAAGCAAUGAAACAGAAAUAACUUUUGUACAGAAUUAAUAUCAUUAAUUGACGCCUUUUUAUUUGACUUCACAUGUAAAGUAUAAAAAUAAAUGUUGUUAUAAUAAAUCGAA
Megalopta genalis is the source of this 763-nucleotide messenger RNA. Its product is annotated as protein LLP homolog. Gene Ontology annotation, biological process: dendrite extension. The record is from RefSeq and is a predicted model, not a curated record. Gene Ontology annotation, molecular function: RNA binding. Gene Ontology annotation, cellular component: nucleolus. Lineage: Eukaryota; Metazoa; Arthropoda; Insecta; Hymenoptera; Halictidae.